Amborella trichopoda is the source of this 745-nucleotide messenger RNA. RefSeq names its product large ribosomal subunit protein eL33w. Gene Ontology annotation, molecular function: structural constituent of ribosome. The record is from RefSeq and is a predicted model, not a curated record. Gene Ontology annotation, biological process: translation. NCBI's taxonomy places the organism in Eukaryota, Viridiplantae, Streptophyta, Magnoliopsida, Amborellales, Amborellaceae. Gene Ontology annotation, cellular component: ribosome.
ACGCCCUCUAGGGUUUCUCUCAUUUUUAGGGUUUGUAGUUCACUCCCCUUCGUCUGCAACUUUUGGCGAAAAUGGUGAAGGCUCAGGGGGAGCGCGUAAGAUUAUAUGUGAGGGGGACUAUCCUUGGAUACAAGAGGUCCAAAUCGAAUCAGUAUGAGAAUACUUCCUUGGUCCAGAUUGAGGGGGUUAACACUAAGGAGGAGGUAGCCUGGUACCUUGGGAAGCGUAUGGCCUAUAUUUACAAGGCUAAGGUGAAGAAGAAUGGCUCCCACUAUAGGUGCAUUUGGGGAAAGGUCAACAGGCCCCAUGGUAACAGUGGUGUAGUUCGAGCCAAGUUCAAGUCGAACUUGCCACCUAGGUCUAUGGGAGCGAAGGUCAGGGUUUUCAUGUACCCAAGCAGGAUUUGAGUGCAAGGAUUCUUUUCGAGGCUCGAUCUCCAGAGUACCAGUUUGGGAAGUUAGAAUGUUUUUUCCAGAUUGCUUUUUUUUUUUUCUUUUUAACUAGUGUUGGUACUAGGUGACAUGACUCUCGAUUAUUCGCACACUUUCCUUUCCCCAUCUGCACUAUAUAAAUGGAACAUACAUGAUGCUUUGGGGUAUUGAUUGGAUUAGUAUGGAUGUUUUUCAAUGUUUAUUUGUUCAUAGGUUGCAAAUUAAAGUCCUAUGCUACUGGAAACUUGUUUUACUUUAUGCGAUUUCAAUAUUCAGAUCAGUGCAUUUACAUGGGGCCUUGUGCCCUUAGGUCC